This is a messenger RNA of Sinocyclocheilus anshuiensis, 1248 nucleotides long. RefSeq names its product muscarinic acetylcholine receptor M4-like. NCBI's taxonomy places the organism in Eukaryota, Metazoa, Chordata, Actinopteri, Cypriniformes, Cyprinidae. The transcript has a single exon. Gene Ontology annotation, biological process: regulation of locomotion; chemical synaptic transmission; adenylate cyclase-inhibiting G protein-coupled acetylcholine receptor signaling pathway. Gene Ontology annotation, cellular component: dendrite; synapse; plasma membrane. The record is from RefSeq and is a predicted model, not a curated record. The annotation marks the transcript as partial. Gene Ontology annotation, molecular function: G protein-coupled acetylcholine receptor activity; G protein-coupled serotonin receptor activity.
UUUAUAACAUUGUCUGUGUGUUGUGUGUGUAUUUCAGGCUCAUUGAGCAACGCAUCCAGUGAUGCCAACUUCACUUGUGACAGCAGCAGCACCAGUGGCUCAUGUGCAGCGGUUGAGGCAGACGGUGACAGCCCGCACAAGACGGUGGAGAUGGUCUUCAUUGCACUGGUUACAGGAUCCCUCAGUUUUGUCACCGUUGUGGGCAACAUCCUCGUCAUGCUCUCAAUCAAGGUCAAUCGACACCUACAGACCGUCAACAACUACUUCCUCUUCAGCCUGGCCUGUGCAGAUCUCAUCAUCGGUGUGUUCUCCAUGAACCUUUACACCGUUUACAUCAUCAAGGGCUACUGGCCACUCGGCCCUGUUGUGUGUGACCUGUGGCUCGCACUGGAUUAUGUGGUCAGCAACGCUUCUGUCAUGAACCUGUUAAUCAUCAGCUUUGACCGAUACUUCUGUGUGACCAAACCCCUGAGUUAUCCCACACGCAGAACCACCAAGAUGGCUGGCCUCAUGAUUGCCUCCGCCUGGAUCCUGUCAUUCAUCCUGUGGGCUCCCGCUAUCCUGUUCUGGCAGUUCAUUGUCGGAGCACGAACCGUAGCGCCUGGUGAAUGUUACAUCCAGUUCCUUUCCAACCCCGCGGUCACGUUUGGCACGGCCAUUGCUGCCUUCUACCUGCCAGUGGUCAUCAUGACGGUGCUUUAUGUGCACAUCUCUCUGGCCAGCCGCAGCCGUGUGUCCAAGCAGAACCCUGAGGAAAAGAAGGAGAAGAAAGGUCAGAAAUCUAGUGGUCUGCUCAAGAGUCACAUCUUGAAGCAGAACAACAACAACCAGUCUCCUCCUAAACCUAGCCUAGAUACCUGUUCUACGGUGGACACCAUGAAGAACGGCAAACUAGACGAGUCUGUGGUGUCCGCUAAAGCGGACUCCUGCGUGCAGCCGGAGGAGAAGGAGAGCUCGAACGACUCCAGCACAGCCAGCAUAGCACCUAAAGAGCUUAAAGAACGAGCGAACAGUGAGGCGACUUCAAAGGCCGGCUUGACACCCGCGCCCACAGCCGUACCUAAAUUUAACCCUCAAUCCAAAUGGUCCAAGAUCAAGAUAGUCACCAAACAAGCGGGAGAUGAAUGCAUCACAGCCAUCGAGAUCGUCCCACCAAACAGUACCGGCGAGAAGCGCUCCAUCCCUGUGAACCGUCCCCGCACAGUGGCGCGCAAGUUUGCCAGCAUCGCCCGCAGCCAGGUGAAGAGG